GAGUAUCACCAACUGAAAAAUGGAGUUGAAGAAUCAUAACGAGAGUUAACCAGAACGAUUUUGGUUGGUAGAGGUGUUGUUAGUACUGUAUCCAGGAAUUUUGCGUACAUGUCGGACGAAACCAUUCGCGCGUUGAAACUGAGCAAUCGAGUAUUGCAAGAUAAGUUGUACCGAUUGUUGCGAGAGGAAUCACAUACUAUUGAUGGAGAUGAUACGAGUCAUGAUGUAAAUGUGGUGGAACAGAUUAUCUCAAAUUCUCAUUCAAAUGAUAAUAGGAAUAUAAAUACGAAUAUGAAUAAGAAUAUGAACGGUUCACGACAUUCCAAGUAUUAUAGUAACGUAAAACAUAAAAUUGACGAAAUCAGGAAUACUCGAUAUGAUUUGCCAGAUGUUGAUUCAGGUAUUUUUGAAUCUCAACUCAAGUCCAACAAUCCAGAGAAAAUACGAAACAAUAGACAGCAUGGAAAAGAGGAGCCAGUAAGUUCACCAGAUGAGCUGAAUAUCUCAUUCAUCGCUACUAAGGAUAGACCCAGUUUGUUGAGAGAACAGUCUCUAUUAAAUCAAAUAGAAUCCCAACAGAAGAUAAUUGAUCAAUUACAGCAACAAUUAACCACAUUCAAAUUGGAGAAGGAUGAUCUUAUUGAAGAGUUCCAAACAAAACUAGUGAAAGAAAAUAGAGCCCUUGAAAGAAGAUUGAGAUUGGAGUUUAACGAAAAGGAGAAGAAUUUACAACAUCAUUACAAUUCAACUAUGGAAGAUAAAGUUCAAGAAGUCAACUCCGACAAAGAAAACAUAAGAAAUCACUUUGUUAAGAAGAUUAUCCAGUUGAAGUAUGAUUACAAUCAAUUAAGUUUGAAGAAUGCAUCUUUAAUAGAUAUUAAUCGAUACUUAUCUCAACAAAUUAGUUCUCACGAACCAUUAAUUCAACCAACAUAUAAUUCAGUUUAUCAUGAACCAGAUUACACAGAAUCUAACACAGACCAUUUGAUAUCGAAAUACUCUAAUGCAUAUGAGGAACCGGAAAAUGUGGAAGACGAUAGCACUACAGAUCAUUUGAUAGGCAGCUAUCACAAAUAUUCCAUAUCUAAUGUUAAUCAUGAAACUCCAUUAAAACGUAACCGUCCAAAGUCAUUAAGAUCGUAUAUAUUUAUGGUGCUAUUUAUAAAUAGGCUUCGAAAUUUGUCUGAACAUAGGAAACAAGUGAAACAGAGACUACAUAAAUUAGUGAAUCUGGAAGAUAUAAAUUUAGCCUAUUGAGAUGAGUGUUACCUAAAAGCUAUUUAUUACAGCUGUAAUAUAAAUUAAUUGCAUAAUAAUACUAAAUGAAGUUUUACUAAUACACAACAAGCAGGAAAUGUAAAUAUAGACUAUGUUCAGUGUACACUGUAGGCUUCUUAAGUCUAGAGUUUACAUAUGGGAGGUUGCAAUGA
Messenger RNA from Scheffersomyces amazonensis, 1430 nucleotides. RefSeq lists its product as uncharacterized. Bases 109 to 1257 code for a protein of 382 amino acids. NCBI's taxonomy places the organism in Eukaryota, Fungi, Ascomycota, Pichiomycetes, Serinales, Debaryomycetaceae. The record is from RefSeq and is a predicted model, not a curated record. The transcript has a single exon.